AUGGCGAUACGGUGUAGUGGACUUUUGAAAUCAAUGACAGGAGCUAUUAAAGGCGUACCAUUUAUGAGCACUGUUGGUGAUGCUGGUGCGGGCUUCGUUAUUAAUUUGUCAUUACUUGUUGCGGCUAUCGUUUUCCAUUUCAUUUCAUAUUCCUUUUCGGAUCACGGCGUCUCGUUUGUUUGUGAUAGUAUGUGA
Haemonchus placei is the source of this 195-nucleotide messenger RNA. NCBI's taxonomy places the organism in Eukaryota, Metazoa, Nematoda, Chromadorea, Rhabditida, Trichostrongylidae. The record is from the annotation of a GenBank genome assembly.